AUGGUUAUCGUGCUCUUGAAUGAAUUGUCAGCGGCGUUCCACCAAGCCGAGGGCCAUUUAACGCCGGAAGAUGCAGUCAAACGGUACCUGAGUUUACAUCCCGAAAGCAGUUUAGCGAGCAUUUUGUCGGAGCAGCAGCAGCGAUUGAAAUUAAGAAUGGUAGCAGAUGACAUCCUAUCCAGCUUUUUGGAACCAGGAGCGUACGCAUGCUCGGUGCUGAGGGAAUUCCUUCGCGAGAUUCUAGCCGGUGUAGUAUUAGAGUCGGCAAUCUCCAAUCUUUCUCGAUCGGAGACGAUCAAUGGCUGGAUCAUUCAUCUUCUAAAAGAAGGUGAAUCGGAGUUAUUGAACGCCAUUGAUGCKGGGGUCGAGGGGGCCAAGGAACAAGUGGUCGCGGUCGAAGGCGCUCACGACGAGAACAAGUCUACAACAGUUCCGUUUAGCAAGUCAGAUACUGAGGAGAAACCUGCCCUACAAUCUGAUAGUUAUGGAAUUCUUCCUACGACCAAGGUUGUUGAGGUUCCGAUCUGUCAACCAGAAAGCGCUACGGUUCAGACACAGGACUUGCAGAUUCGGACCGCUUGUCUCUCUUCCCCUGAAGCUGUGCAGUCCUCAAAUUCCCAGUCAACUAUGUUGCCGCGCCAGUCGCUUGUCGGGUCUCAAGACAAAGAGGCAACAAUUCAUACACUGAAGGCCAAAGACGCCGCACAGAUUCGAAAUGAUUGUGAUCUGACAGAGAUAGUGUCCACGGAACAUUAUCCUCCAGUCCAACCUCCAGACCCAUGCAUGUCACCGCCAGUCUCGCAUUUAUCGGAUUCUCCAUCUAAGAUUUCACCUGUCACGGCUCUUCAUUACGCUUCCGUUUCAAUAGAKGAGCUUUCUGAAGCUAGUGAGACAGCAUCAAUUCGGUCAAAGCCUACAUCGAGUUAUCUGAUCCAAAUCGAGCCAGCAGCCACACGUCGCACUGGGUGGAUGAUUUUCAGAAAUUAUGCAGAUUUUGAAUCAUUACACGGCACCCUUGGAACGAUAGCGAGGCUUAAUAAAAUACAGGAUUUCACGGAAGGCCACCCUGUCUUGCCACCCUGGAAGGGGCAGACAAAGGGGGCCCUAGUGCGUAAUCUGGAGAGAUACCUUAAGGAUGCCCUUCGGUAUGAAGCGCUUGCAGAUUGCGAGAGAAUGAAACGGUUUUUGGAGAAGGAUGAGCGCCUCGAUGCUGGUGCCAGCGAUGCCUCGGCUAAAUCUGGGUUUCCGUUUCCCACCUCGGUGGCGCUCGAAAACAUGGGCAAAGGUAUGCUAGGCGUUCUGACUAACGCACCAAAGGGCGUUACUGAAGGUGGUAAAGCCGUCAUUGGUGGUGUCACCGGGGUGUUUGGAGGAACAAACGGCAAAAAAACAUCAUUAAGCUCCAAAGGAGAUCAAGGGAACCAUGGCCGUUCUCUAUCAACUCGGUCCAUCUCACAAAUGAACUACGAGAGUAUAGUCUCUGACAGUGUAAUCGCGCCGAAGAGACCUGUUAGCGAGAACCAUAAGACAGAGUGUUAUCCUUUAGCUGUUGUCCCUACCCCCGAGACUUCAAGUUCCCAAGAAGUCCCUCUCAGCCCUGGAAGCGGAGAAGUUGUUAACUCUACUAUACCAAGGUCCCGAGAUCUUGCACCUUGCGAUUCAAGACUCGAGAGUCAUCAUCUUCAGGAGCCGUUGUCUGACUCUGACGGUGGAGAUAACAUUGGUUCCCGCAUAAGACCGAAAGAAGAGCAGAAAGCGUCAGUUGGUCAAACUACUAUGCGGCGUCAAGAAAGCCCUAUCUCCCAGGAGGAGACACAAAUAGCUGUGGAGCUCUUGUUUGCGGUUAUCAAUGAACUAUACUCAUUGUCAUCUGCAUGGAACAUCAGGAGAACACUUCUCAACGCGGCGAAGUCAUAUAUUUUACGCCCUGGAAGCCCAAGUCUAGAGACGAUUCGCUCUCUCUUGCAGGAGUCCAUGAUUGAUGCUAAUACCUCGGAUGCAUCAAUCGCAUUCUAUCUGACCAAGCUCCGCGAGAAUGUCCUGCCGACGAAGGAGGAACUAGAGUCUUGGCCUCAGUCGCCCAGUAGCGCGGAAAAGGAGCGUAUGAGGGAAACUGCAAGAAGAACACUCGUCCUUAAGGGGCUGCCGCAGGCGCUUACAAGUGUCAUGGGGUCCGCUGCUAGUCGUGAAUCACUCGAGAGGGUCUUUGAUUGCCUACAGGUCGAAAUGAUUGCGCGCGGUUUUGUAUACUCUAUUCUUUUGCAAGCUUUGAGAGCUCUGACUUUCUGA
Molecule: messenger RNA, 2289 nt
Organism: Aspergillus pseudoviridinutans
Lineage: Eukaryota; Fungi; Ascomycota; Eurotiomycetes; Eurotiales; Aspergillaceae
Product: PX domain protein
Exons: 1
Coding region: 1-2289 (762 amino acids)
Cellular component (GO): intracellular membrane-bounded organelle
Molecular function (GO): phosphatidylinositol binding
Source: RefSeq, a predicted model, not a curated record